Molecule: messenger RNA, 693 nt
Organism: Melampsora larici-populina 98AG31
Lineage: Eukaryota; Fungi; Basidiomycota; Pucciniomycetes; Pucciniales; Melampsoraceae
Exons: 1
Coding region: 1-693 (230 amino acids)
Biological process (GO): tRNA 5'-leader removal
Cellular component (GO): ribonuclease MRP complex; nucleolar ribonuclease P complex
Molecular function (GO): nucleic acid binding
Source: RefSeq, a predicted model, not a curated record
AUGGAUUGUAGCACAAGUUCUAAAGUUAACAAUCAAAUCGAAUCAACUCAUACUCAUCCAUCUCAAACAUUACUUCAAAUCACUUCGGAUGUAGAUUUAGCCAUCAAAGAUAUAAUCUCUCAACUCAAAUUACCUAGAAAAUCUCAAAAUGCACAACUUCCUUCUCCUGAAAAAACUCAAAAUGAAGAAUCUACAAACAUUCAAAGUAUAUCUACUAGUAAUGAAAAAUCCAAAAAAUCUGACAAGAAACGAAAACGUGGUCAUCAUUUAGGUGUGAUACAUAAACUUGGUCAAUUAUCUCAAAAUGCCGAUCUAGUCAAAAAAAGACCUCCAAAAAUCAUGAUGAGUGGUCAUCGAAUGGGAGGAAUGCCAUCUAGUCGAGUUGAACCGAAUUACGUAGUACCUGAUCUUGUCUUAGCUAUCACUCGACGAAUCUCAUUUAGUGUUUAUUUAAAAAACGCUAUUCAACACUUUCAAUCUAGAAAGAAUGGUCAGAUUAAACUUUUGGCUAUGGGAUCGGCUAUUUCGAUGGCUUUGUCUCUUGCAAUGGCUAUUGAACAUAAUUUGAAAUUGAGUGAUGGAUGUUCUUUGGUUAAAAAAGUAAAGACGGGUACCGUGGUUGUAGGGGAUGAGAUUCAACCUGAAACAGAAGUUAGUCAAUUCCAAUUCAAUCACAUCAUUCUCUUUGGUUGA